AUGUCUUCAGACUCAGACCUCUCAACGCCCCCAGCGACUGACGACGAGAUGCCCGUCGAAGCUCCACCCUCGAAGGCGACAAAAGGCCCGCAAAAGAAGAAGAAGAAUGGCACCAUUCUGUCGUUCUUCGACAAGAAGCAGCGGUCGCCUACUCCGCCGCCGCGCAAGAAGCGCGCACCCUCGCCGCCACAUGAACCUGUUCCGGAAGACAAUCCUGACAUUGCUUUCAUAGUGAUGUUCCGAUCACGAUUCGCUGAUGCAUUUCCGACCAAAUGCCCUCAUCUAGGGCCUCAAGAUCUCGAGCGAGGCGUCACAGGAGACCUACCAACUUCGGAAGUCGAAAGCCUCCUUUGUGCCCUCCUAGGGCUGGUCAACAAUCGCAAAAAGCCCGUGGAGAAGGGCCACUAUGGGCGCGCUCUCGAGGAAGCUGUCCAGACACAGAAGCUUCAGUGGCCGCGCAAAUGGAAUCAGCAAAAUCCCUUGCACGGCGGUCGCAACUUUAACAACAUGUCGUCGACGGAUCGCGUGAGUAUCCUACUUCCCAUCUCCGGAGCCCGUACUAAUAGCCUCCAGCUCGAUCUCCUCAAGGCCCUCGUCCUGUGGAGCCUGAAUCAAUCCGAGCUCAUCACCAAUAUGAUAAAGGACGGUUACAAGUCGCGUACAACCAAAGAUCCCCGCGAUACGAACAUUCCGCUGUCCGUACAGCCGUGGGGUCGAGAUGGCGACAAGCGACGGUACUGGCUGAUCGAGGGCCAGGACGACACAUCCUUUCGUGUCUACAGGGAGAGCAACCCUGCGCUGAAGCACGUCACAUGGUGGAGUGUCGCAGGUUCCAUUGAAGAGAUACGUACACUCGCAACGAAGCUGGAGGAACAGGACGGCACUCGUGAGGCCAAGGCACUGAGUGAGCGCAUGCUUAACGCUAUACCGCGUUUCGAGGCUACAGAAGAGAAGCGCAAGAAGCGCUUGUACCGUGCCGAACGAAAGGUCAGGUUAACACAUCCAGUACCUGGCUUCUCCCUCUACGAAGGCCGCACCCGCGGCAAGCGCAUGCGGUAUACGUUUGAUGAAAACGAUGAUGAGGAUUCUGAGGCUGGCAUUAGGCGGUCGACGCGCAAUUCUGGCAGAGAAUCCUCAACUGGACCCAGCGCCCCCACCGUCACUGCCAGUGGCCGCCAGGUUCGGUCCCGCGCGACUGGCAUGUACGGCGAGUCCUUACUCAGUGGACAAACAACGGAGCUCGCCUCACCCGCUACUGGAGACUAUGUACGGUCUGAUGGCUCAGAGGAGCCGGAACGACCUGCCCAUGACAGGUCGACCCGCGCUGCGAAUCGUGGUGCAGGUGCAACACACACCCAGAAGCGCAACUUCGAACCAUACAACGAAGACAUGAGUGAAGAGGAUGACGCGACAUCUUGGAAUGGCGAUGACGAAGACGAGGACGAGCCCGACCAGAUGGACCUGGAUGAAGAGGAGGAAGAAUCCGACGAGGAACCCUCCGACACCGAGGAAUCGCCCCAGUCCCUCGUGGUACAUCUAAAGAUCGGUAAGGAAGCUUCCAGCUCUUUAGCAGAGGUACCAUCUCCGACCAAGGAAGAUGAUGUCGAGGUGGAGGAACCGUCGCAGUCUGUCCCUGUAACUUCUGGCCCGCCGCUUACGGGCAUGGACGCUGCCCGUACGCUCCCUAUUCCCGCUUCAGUACCUGCGCCAGCAGCGACAGCAGCGGCGCCUCUCCAGCCGCUGCCACCGCCAACUUCCUUAAUCGCUCAAAUCGCACCGCAGGAUAAUCCUCUGCCUGCACCAGAGCCCAUUGCUCUCCCUUCUAUCAUUCCUACCGCCCAGCCGAACGGUCUUCCUCCGCAGCCUUUGGAGCCCGCCGCUUUCCCGCCUGCUCCUGCUCCGCCGAGCGCUCCCGUCGCGCCUAUCGCCCCUGUUACCCAGCGUCCUCUACCAACUGCUGAACCCCACAAUCUCCCUCCCUUGGGCUCUCUUUUCAACGCUCCGACCCCGCCUUAUAACGCGCAGGAGGCACCUAAACCUCAGGUGCAGCCUCCCUUCCCACCUACCAACCCUGAGGCACCUUGCUCGCCGAAGCAGUACGCACAUACCUUGCCGGCUGCCACGCCGGCCGCCCACUGGCAAUAG
Molecule: messenger RNA, 2145 nt
Organism: Didymosphaeria variabile
Lineage: Eukaryota; Fungi; Ascomycota; Dothideomycetes; Pleosporales; Didymosphaeriaceae
Exons: 4
Coding region: 1-2145 (714 amino acids)
Source: RefSeq, a predicted model, not a curated record